Molecule: messenger RNA, 2218 nt
Organism: Exaiptasia diaphana
Lineage: Eukaryota; Metazoa; Cnidaria; Anthozoa; Actiniaria; Aiptasiidae
Product: tail-anchored protein insertion receptor WRB
Exons: 6
Coding region: 2-520 (172 amino acids)
Biological process (GO): tail-anchored membrane protein insertion into ER membrane
Source: RefSeq, a predicted model, not a curated record
UAUGGCAAUGGCGAUCAUCGAGUGGSUACCAAUGACAGUAUUUGUUUUUGUAUAUGUUUUUACAAUAAGAGCAAUCUAUAAAGUCCUAUCCAAAUUAUCAGGCAAGAUAUGCAAUCAAUAUUGUCAAUGGAGUCCAGAAGAGCAAGCAUURAUUGAAGAACAGAAAUGUCUCAUUGUGGACCAGCAGCAAAUUAAUCCACAGGAUGAGUUUCCCAAGUAUGCACGGUUACAAAGAAAGAUUGAUGGUAUAAAGGAAAAGAUUAAAAAUUAUGAAUCCACAAGAAAGGAAAGUAUGGGGAGAUAUAAAAUGCUGUCAAAGAUAGGGGUGCUGGUGUUUGUUAUAGGAAUCCAUUUAUCCUUCCUGGUAACAUUCAGAAAAGAGCCUGUCAUUGUCUUACCGCAACAUUGGUUCUUUCCUUUCCAAAAAGUUCUUUCCUUUCCAACUGCCAUACCAGGUGCACUCGGUCUUCCUUGCUGGAUGGUCACAUGUAACAAACUGAUAGAAAGAUUUAUUAUUUAAAUGAUCAUCUGCUUGUCAAUGCUCCGAYGAAGAUGUCUAAACACAUGUGCCAUAAAAGACUUUUUAAACUUAUUAUUGAUUACAAAGCAACAACUGCUAAAAAAUGCAGUCCCAAGUAAAUUUUCUUUACACUUGCAUGAAAAUAUGUCUCACAACCUCGUCAUCACAGAAGUAUUAUAUUUACAUUUCAGUAGUAGUCUUAAUUCAAUAUAAUUUUUUGGGAAAAUUUUUCCUGCAGUCUUUCACCCCCUGGAUCUAUUCUUGUGGGAGAAUAAAUUGAAAAAAAUUUAAAUACAUUGCAGCUUCAAAAUCAUCCAGUGAUGAAAUGUGAGGAAAUAUUUAUAGAUGUACGCACAUCAUUUAUUACUUUUUKGGAGAUUUCUUUGACAAGUUGAUCCAUGUACAAAAAACUUGAUAAGUUUACUUUAAGUAGGUUCUUUUCUUUAAACAUUGCAUUAAAAAUUGUUAAAUUAGCCAGAUAUGUUACAUGUUACUGUAUCCGUUGUUACAUGACCUUUCAGGUCAAAUUUAUUUAAAUCUUAUGGAAUUUUGCAUAUUUUGAACAAUGCGUGAUGUCGGGCAUUGAAAAAAAUAUUCUACGCCAUCAUAUGUUCUUUCAUAUAUAAUCAUAAUUUUUCAAAAAUAGCUCUAAGAGCAUCUAGUUUAACUCUUGCUUCGAUAAUGGUGUUUAUUUCUAAGAAAUACUUCCAUAGGUAAAGGUUAUGGUCUUGAAAGUUUCAAAAUGAGAUGGAAAUAAUUGAAAAGCUUGCACUGCCUAGCCCAGAACUGGUCCUUGCUAGGAAGGCACACUGUUAAAGUGAAGAACAUUUUCAGAAAGUCACAAUACUGUAAAUGUCUGCAAUUAAGAACCUUAUUUUUUUCAAGUAUGGUGCAAAUGGUUCUUAUUUAAAAAAUGUCAGAAAAAAUAUCCCUCCUGGUCUGUGGUCCCUGAACAACACACAGUCAACUCUACACUUGCAGACAGCUCUAAUUUUCAACAGCUUAAUUCUUACAACCCUCUUGUUUUUCCAUACACACACUCAUGCACACUUUUUCAGGAAGACAGGGCUACCCUCAGGCACUAUUUCUAUUUCCCAAGGUAUCCACUUAUACAGGAGAUUCAACUUUACCUGUCCUGCCAAUUUUUGAUUUUCUCAACUUCGCGAGCUGUAUGUGCUAAAUAAAAGUCACACCACGGUUGUGAGUUUUCUUUAAGAUGUUAUCUUUCUUUUUUAGAUAUACACAACCAGUCAGAAAGCAGGAUUAAACUUAAGUUUUUUACUCAAUUUAGUUUUGUUCAUACCAUGAACACCAUUGUUAUUUCGUUUGUUAUGAGUUACAUUCUUGAGAAUGUGUUGACACCASCUGUGGUAAAUAAAAGGACAUAGCAACAAGAAACUAGUAUCUACAUGUAGCAUGCUUUGCAGACUAUUAAUGUUUCAUACUCAACAAUCUUGYUGCAAGCAAUAGUCUGAAAAGCAGGCUAUUUGAUACAAAUUGUUUCAUGUAUAUUACAAUUCACCUACACAAAAUUAUAAUUAAGAAUAUAAUUAGAUCAUCAAUGUGAAUUAUGUUUAUUGUUUUAUGCAUUUUGAUGUGAGGUCUAUAUCAUACAGUACAACUUUGCACAUUAGUUUAAUUUAAUAUACAAUAUGAGCCUUUGGUACACAAAAUUAUUUAAUAAACAGUUAUUAUAAA